AUGAGUCAAAAGAACAAAGGCCCUGGUCCGGCAGCAUACGGACUGCCAGCGGAAGUCGGAUACAAUCAGCACGAUCCACGGAAGGAACGAAAACCAAUGUUCUCGAUGCGACCGGCCUUUAAAACGCGCUACGAAACAACCGGCCCCGGUCCGGCUACCUACGAUCUCAAGAAGCUAACGCGCGUCGGAGGACCCCGAGAGCCGAAAUAUUCGCUCGGGGGCAGGCACAAUCCUAUGAAGCCGGAACUUAUUCCUGGACCGGGAGCCCACAACAAUCAUGUCGUGCCGACUAUGAAAUGCAGACGGGCCCCACAGUUUAGCUUCGGACAGCGGAUAGAGGUGCCCAACAAGGAGAUUAUACCGGCACCGAACCGAUACGACGGUCGCAUCGAUAUGACCCGUACGAAGGCUCCGAGCUUUUCGAUGGGCAUAAAAACUAAAGAGAUCCACGGAUUAGAAGGUCCUGGUCCGGCCGGGUACGGUCCUACUUCACGCGAUGUCACCCAUAGACGUGCUCCUAGCUUUGGGUUGCGGAUGGGACACCAGAAUUUCAUGAGUCGAACGCCUCAUCCAGCUCCGAAUCAUUAUCCACUAAUGAAUCUUCGCGUUGGUGCUACAGCCCCAAGCUUCAGCUUUGGUAUUCCGUAUCCAGCAUGGAAGGAUCCAAUGAUUAUCCCUGGUGACAAUUGUUAA
Molecule: messenger RNA, 693 nt
Organism: Anopheles maculipalpis
Lineage: Eukaryota; Metazoa; Arthropoda; Insecta; Diptera; Culicidae
Product: outer dense fiber protein 3-B-like
Exons: 2
Coding region: 1-693 (230 amino acids)
Source: RefSeq, a predicted model, not a curated record